UGUGAUAAAGAUGACAACUUUCCAAGCAUUCUAAUGACUUCAGAUUUGCUAAACUUGCUGGUUAAAAGUCACCUCCAUUGCAGAUCGAUUGAAUGUGGACUUUGCCCUCAUUCACAAGGAGCGCAAGAAGGCCAAUGAGGUGGAUCGUAUGGUGCUGGUGGGUGAUGUGAAGGACAGAGUGGCCAUUCUGGUAGAUGAUAUGGCAGACACGUGUGGUACCAUCUGUCACGCUGCGGACAAGCUUGUGUCAGCUGGAGCCACCAAAGUUUAUGCCAUCUUAACUCAUGGGAUCUUUUCUGGGCCAGCAAUUUCUCGGAUCAACAAUGCCUGUUUUGAGGCAGUUGUAGUCACAAACACAAUACCCCAGGAGGACAAGAUGAAGCAGUGCCCUAAGAUCCAGGUGAUUGACAUCUCAAUGAUCCUUGCGGAGGCCAUCAGGAGGACUCAUAAUGGGGAAUCUGUCUCCUACCUAUUCAGCCAUGUCCCUUUAUAACAACAGAUGCCAGCUGCUGCUUGUAUGGCUUUUUUUAAAACCAAAAGUUGUUCAGCGUGUUGUAAAGUUCAGUAGAAGACUCUGCUUGUUCCAGUGCAGUUCUCCACAGCUCCUCCUGCUUAAGGCAGGCUUCCUGCCUCUGAUCCCAACACUGGGAGGCUGGGGAGGGGCAGCUCAUCUGUCACACUCCAGCUCCACCAGCAGCCCUGUUUAUUGGGACUCAUCAGUAGUAUUGACUCAAUUCUGCAGAUCUGUGGAGAGCAGGACUGACACAUGGCUAAUUGCCACAAUUAUUUUAAGGGGGUGGGG
This is a messenger RNA of Tauraco erythrolophus (red-crested turaco), 802 nucleotides long. NCBI's taxonomy places the organism in Eukaryota, Metazoa, Chordata, Aves, Musophagiformes, Musophagidae. The record is from RefSeq and is a predicted model, not a curated record.